GCGUUCCCGUGCGGAGCCCUCGCCGGGAGCGCGCACUGAUACGUGCGCGGCGCGAGAAGCGAGAAGAAUGGCGGGAAGACACAAGAGCGUCUCGGCGCAAGUUUUCCUUGCGAUUUUCACAGUUGCUGUGCUGCUUCAGGUCGCGAUCGCGCUACAAGAAGACGGACCAAAUGGCAGGAAGGAGCAGGAGUGCUACAAGUACGCGGGAGGGCACGUGUACCCGGGCGAGGCCUUCCGAGUGCCCGGGUCCGACCACUCGCUGCACCUGAGCAAGGCCAAGAUUUCGAAGCCGGCGCCUCGCUGGGAAGGGACCGCUGUCAUCAACGGCGAGUUUAAGGAGCUCAAACUGACGGACUACAGAGGAAGAUACCUGGUGUUCUUCUUCUACCCCUUGGACUUCACCUUCGUGUGUCCCACCGAGAUAAUUGCGUUCAGCGACCGUAUACAGGAGUUCCGCAAUAUCAACGCGGAGGUCGUGGCGUGCUCUGUGGACUCUCAGUUCACUCAUCUGGCCUGGAUCAACAUGCCGAGAAAGCAGGGUGGACUUGGGCCAUUGAAAAUCCCACUGCUGUCUGAUCUCACACACCAGAUUGCCAAGGACUAUGGAGUCUUCCUAGAGGACCAGGGUCAUACACUCAGUUUUUCAUUACUCUGCUCCUGCUUCAUCCUCAGAGGCCUCUUCAUUAUCGAUGACAAGGGUGUACUGCGGCAGAUCACCAUGAACGACCUACCGGUGGGACGAUCUGUAGAUGAGACGCUGCGGCUGGUGCAGGCUUUCCAGUACACUGAUAAACAUGGAGAAGUGUGCCCAGCUGGCUGGAAGCCAGGCAGUGACACUACAACCUUGAACUGAUGCAGUACUUUUCCAGUGACCACCAAGAAACUGAAAGGACAUUGUUACAGGCACAGACCACUAGUUGACGUUGUGGAUCUGUUAAAAUUAGGUAAAUAGUGUCAUUUCACGAAAAAGUAGAUGCAAAUUUACGGACAGGUGCCUAAACCCCGUUCCUCACAUCUUGGUCCAAUCAGAUUAAUCCAGAGGAAGCCAUGAGAGCUUGGUGGCCCAGGCAGGAGUUGUGAGUAAUGUCCUCCAAAGCUAUUGAAAGCUGGCCACACAGAACAGCCUUUCAGCUUAAGGCAUUCUCUAGGAGAGAUGGGGGUGGGGGGUCUCAGCUUUAAUUUAGCUUUUUAUUUGUACUGUUGGAAUAUACGUGCUGGCUGCUGCAAGAUACUAUUCUUUACAUAUAAAAAUGUGUUUUUCUU
Molecule: messenger RNA, 1263 nt
Organism: Scleropages formosus (Asian bonytongue)
Lineage: Eukaryota; Metazoa; Chordata; Actinopteri; Osteoglossiformes; Osteoglossidae
Gene: prdx4
Product: peroxiredoxin 4
Exons: 7
Coding region: 68-853 (261 amino acids)
Biological process (GO): response to oxidative stress; cellular response to stress; cell redox homeostasis
Cellular component (GO): cytosol; endoplasmic reticulum
Molecular function (GO): thioredoxin peroxidase activity
Source: RefSeq, a predicted model, not a curated record